Saccostrea cuccullata (small rock oyster) is the source of this 2524-nucleotide messenger RNA. Its product is annotated as sodium-dependent lysophosphatidylcholine symporter 1-A-like. Gene Ontology annotation, molecular function: symporter activity. Gene Ontology annotation, cellular component: plasma membrane. The transcript has 24 exons. Bases 53 to 2341 code for a protein of 762 amino acids. The record is from RefSeq and is a predicted model, not a curated record. Lineage: Eukaryota; Metazoa; Mollusca; Bivalvia; Ostreida; Ostreidae. Gene Ontology annotation, biological process: ubiquitin-dependent protein catabolic process; carbohydrate transport.
CAUAUGUAAUACAAGUAAACUCUGAAUUGGUGAAAUCAUGUAGUUACAGAGAAUGAAUACACAUAACUAUAAGAUAAAUGAAGACAUGCACUCUGCUAAUGCAGAUGAAUUAUGGGAAAAGUCACAUGGACUUCCAAUUUGGAGGAAAAUCUGUUUUGCAAUUGGUGGAAUCCCAUAUCAAAUUACAAGCACCGUGCUAGGAUUUUUCAUGAGUAUAUUUCUCCUAGAGGUGGCUCAGGUUCAGCCUGCCUAUGUGUCUGUCAUUGUUUUUGGAGGGAAACUCUGGUAUGCCAUGACUGAUCCCAUCUGUGGAUAUCUUGUUAACAGGACUAAACCAACCUCAUGGGGCAUAUACAGACCAUGGAUUCUGCUGACGACCCCCUUUGCCUGUGUGACCUAUUUUUGUUUCUGGGCUGUCCCUGACUACAGAGAGGAGGGUAAACUGGUGUGGUACCUGACAUUCUACUGUCUGUUUCAGGGCUUCCUCUCUGGAGUCCAUGUGCCCUACACAUCCAUGACUAUGAGCUUCAGUACCAGUCAGCAAGACAGAGACUCAAUAACAACUUACAGAAUGGUUGCUGAAGCCAUUGGGGUUAUGACUGGGGUGAUCAUUCAAGGUCAUUACAUCAAAAAGCAUAGAACAGCUGGAGCAUGCAAUAAAUUAUCUGGGUCCUUAAAUUCUACAGUGUCAACAAACAACAAUUUAAUAGAGCAGAUAAAUUCAUACCAUGAUGCAUCUGUGACUAUAGUUAGUCUUUAUAUUGCCUGCAUCCUUGUUUGUUUCUAUGGUACAAAGGAACACAAAGUCAAACAAGUGAUGUCAGGAGAUGGUUUCUUUAGAGGAUUACGGAAAGUAUUGUUCUUCCGACCCUAUCUGAAGUUAUCCAUGUCUGUUUUAUUUUUGUCUUUAGCAAUCUCAAUUACUCAAGGAAACUUGGCUCUAUUCUGUACAUACUCACUUGGCAUGGGCAAAUAUUUCUCCACAUUCAUCACCAUCAUCAUGGCCUCCACAAUCUGUAGUCUACCUGUCUGGCAUUUUAUACAAAUGAAAAUUGGCAAGAAGAGAACCUUUGCCGCUGGAAUGUUGAUGUUCAUCCCUGUUUUGCUGUCACAGCUUUUCCUUCGUGACAGCUUUCUUGUUUACACUAUUAUACUGGUCUUCGCUGGAUUAAGCAUUGCAGUCUCACUUCUUCUACCAUGGUCUAUGCUUCCUGAUGUAAUAGACGAGUUUUAUCUCACACAUGGACAACAUAAAGAUGCUAUUUUUUACUCCUUUUAUGUUUUCCUCAACAAACUAGCUACAGGACUAGCAGUGGCCUCUUCUCAGUUUGCUUUAAAGUAUGGUGGAUACCGAGUUGGGGACUGUGAACAACCCCCUGGUGUGGGACUUGCCCUGAGGUAUCUAAUGAUACCGGGCCCCAUUAUAGCUGUGGUGAUUGCUUUAUUUGGUUUUGGUCAGAUGUUCCCAGAGAUGGGAAGGAGUUUUAACCAGACAUACCGAUGUUAUUCUGUCACUAUGCUUGGAGAAAGAGAUGACGUGGAACGAGGAGGAAAAAUAAUUAUGCCUCCAUCAGCACUAGAUCAGCUAACUCGAUUACACAUUCAGUAUCCAAUGCUUUUCAAGCUGACAAACAAGAAAAAGAACCGAGAAACUCACUGUGGAGUUCUAGAGUUUGUAGCUGAUGAGGGAAGAAUCUACAUUCCUUAUUGGAUGAUGACAAAUUUGUUAUUAACAGAGGGAGAUCUGAUUCAAGUGGAAAAUGUUUCCCUGAAAGUCGCCACUUUUGCCAGAUUUCAGCCACAAUCUGUGGACUUUCUUGACAUCACUAACCCUAAAGCUGUAUUGGAAAAUAUGCUUAGAAGUUUUGCCUGCUUGACAACAGAUGAUAUUAUAUCUAUAAAAUACAAUGAAAGGAAUUAUGAUAUGUUGGUGCUGGAGACUAAACCAGACAGGGCAGUAUCUAUCAUUGAGUGUGAUAUGAAUGUUGACUUUGCUCCACCUGUGGGAUACAAAGAACCUGAGUCAUGGAAGAAAGCACAAGGAGAGGAGGAGAUGGCAUCCGCUGAAGUGGAUAACAUGGAUAUUGAAGAUUCCUCAUUUAAAGUUUUCAGUGGUGCUGGGAAUAGACUAGACGGGAAAAAGAAAGGCACAGAGCCAUCUCCAAUAGAAACUACAAAUGCAGUCCAAAAGAGAGGGAUUCCAGACUAUGGCUAUAAAAAGGGAACCAUUAAGUUCAUAAGAACUCAGAGACAGACCAACAAUGAAGCUACAGAGGAUGAAAAAUCAUUUGAAGCGUUUUCUGGUACUGGUCAAUCACUGAGGAAGAAGGGACGGAAAUGACCUAUGGACUUAAUUACUAUAUGUUCUGUUAUUUAUUUCUAUGGAUAUUUGUUUUGCAAUAUGACAUUUAUUCUUGAGCAAAAGUGCCAAGCAUGCUCAGUUUAUCAAAGAAAUCGUUUCAUUUGGUUGCAUGCAAAAAUGUGACAUAUGUUUCAUAACAAUACACAAAUGGAUAAAGAUAAA